AUGGCUUUCAGAAAACCGCCGAGGACGACAAUUAGUCAACCGAAAAUCGACGAGACAGCGAAUCAGAAGCUUUCAGUUCAUCUUAAUCAGUUUGAACAUGCUCGAAACGGAUGUGAAUUACUACAAAACAAGUCGAAACUUGUCGAUCGAUUUUUUGACGAUUCAGAAAUGAAUAAUCUGCCUCUACUCACCCAGUUUUUUACAUUUCUCGUUCAGUCCAUGCACAGCUCGAGACAAGAUGCAGCUAAGCUUAUCUUACGCAUACCUGGCUCUCGAAUACUCCGCUUCGCACAUUCACAUAUCAAACCCUCGCUGGUAUCGGAUGAAGCGCAAAAAGUGCUUCUAGAAAAAUUCGUGUCUACGUUAUGCAAACUUUUGCAACAUCUGCUGGAACUGCACCCGUCAUGUUACGAUCAACUGAAUUCCACAGGUAUAUUCGAUCGCCUGGAAAUGUACGGUCAAAAGACAUCGAAUGACGAGAUUAUGUUAAUCGUCGUUGAGUUAAUCUCCCGAGUGACCCAAUUACAAGAAGAAUAUAAGCAGAAAACCAAGCAAUCAAAGCCGAAGAUUGACUGGCAGACGGACAGAAGCGACCCACCACCGGACGACUUUCAUCAACUUUCGAUUUAUCCAACAUUGGAAGAUAUCUUUCAACCACAAAUGCCUUAUCUACGAAAGAAUAUCAUUACCGGCCAAUAUAAGAACGGAACACAUUAUUUAGAUAUUCAUUUCCGUCUUUUGCGAGAAGAUUUUCUCCAACCAUUACGUGAAGCGAUAUGCCAGUACAUAAGUGAUGACAAUCGGAAUACUUCAUUUCGAAAUGUUAACGUUCGUUUAUAUCGAAACACAAUCUUAACUGGAACAAUCUGCUCACAUGUUGGAGUCUUGUUCUCACUUGCUAUCGAUCUAAAUAUACUACCCAAAUCGAUUAUUUGGUCGAAUUCACGACGAUUAAUCUAUGGGAAUUUACUCGCCGCAACGUUCGAUGAUUUUGCCACGAGUUGCUUCUUAUUGACAGUUGAUGACCGCUCUAAUCUUGAUAAAAAUGGGAGCAUAUUGGUUCGAUGUCAAAAAGAAUUGUGUGAUCAUAAACUAAUGAGAAUUCCACCUGGGACACCAUUUACCUUAUUAGAAACAACAUCUUACUUUGAAGCUUAUCGACCAAUUUUACAAGCCCUACAAAAUAUCACAGAUGAUCAAAUACCUUUAGAGAAAUAUCUGCUUCACUGUGAUAAAAACGUCGGAUUGCCCGGGUAUUUCCAGGAAAAUUCCGGAAUCGAUUUCGAACCGAUUCUAGCUAAGCAUAAUGAUUCAUGCAAACGUUAUGACGGUGGUUUAAGUGAUGUAAAAGAUCGAACCACAUGGCCAAAUGCUACACAACUUGGAUUAGAUGAAAGUCAAUACCAAGCAUUACAACUAGCUCUGACAAAAGCCGUCGCUCUUAUCCAAGGGCCUCCGGGAUGCGGAAAGACAUUUCUCGGUGUUCGGCUAGCAGAAUUAUUUUAUCACAAUCGGAGACGCAUAACGGGAUGUUCCAAACCUAUAUUGAUGAUUUGCUAUACCAACCAUGCUUUGGACCAGUUCCUAUCGUCAAUUAUACAGAAACUGUCUCUUCAACCUGGUGAGAUCGUUCGUGUCGGUGGUCGCAGCUCACAUUCUCAAAUCGAACCAUAUUUAAUCCAGAGGUUACGUCAACAGCGACGCAACAUCCGUUCCACGAACGCAGAAUUAUCCGAAAAAUACGUAAUACUCAAAAGUAUCAAAAGUCAAUUGGACACUUGCCAAAGAUCGUAUAUUAAUUGUAGUCAACAAUUACUAAAUGCUACUCAACUGCUACGUGUCAUUGACAGACGCCAGUUUCUACAGUUAAUUGAUCCUAUCCUAGAUGAAUUGGACAUCUUCACGAAACAUUGGGACAAUAAAACAGGUGGAAUCUAUUGUUGUCCAUUGGAUGAGGAUCUAGAAGACAGCGAUGAUCAUUCGAGUGAUGAUGGUGAUCAUUUGGAUGCACAACUGUCAGUCAUUGAACGAAUUCAGCGUAUGGAAAAUCGAAUUCAUUGUCAAAAGUUGAAUGACUUAUCAGAAAAAGAUGAAAAGCUAAUUAAUGAAUUGAUCAUUCAAUGGUUGGGUGCGAAACGUCUUGAAAUAAUUCGUCCUGAUGAUAAGGAAGAAAUUGAAGAUGACGGCCAGGGCGAAUUUCAAACGGUUCAAAAGAAUAAAAAGCAGAAAAACCAAGCCAAAGCAGCAGCGGUUCUGCGAGAAAUAUUGAGCGAUCCAAUGGUAUCACCACCAAUAGCGAGUAGUACGAAUGACGUAGGCGAUAAUCAAAAUAAUCUCGAUGAUGAUGACGACGAAGAAGAACUACGUCGUAUAGAAAACAUUGAUAACUUCUAUAUUCCAGUAAUGCUUUCGAAUCCAACGACUGAACGAGAAAGAACGGAAAUCGAUACAGAACAAUUAGAAUCAAUGCGAUAUUUAUUGACUACGAGAGCAGGUUUAUUAUCCGAAGAUGAUGCGGAAAAGGUUCAAGAUCUAUGGGCCGUAAAGAAAGAACAACGACAAACUCUUUAUCGAUAUUGGCUUUGUAAAUACCUUCAUAUCUUAACAAAUGAAUGGUUUAAUUUAAAUGAACAGUAUGAUAAUAAUCAUCAGACAAUGCAAGAACUAUGGUUAGCAAAUGAUCGUUUGUAUAUGGAAGAUGCAUUUAUAAUCGCUAUGACCACGCAUUGUGCGUCGCGUUACCAAAAAGUGCUGAAACAGAUUGCUCCACGUAUUUGCAUAGUCGAAGAAGCAGCUGAAGUAUUUGAAUCUCAUAUCAUCACAGCCAUCGGCGAAGGUAUCGAACAUUUGAUACUCAUUGGUGAUCAUAUUCAGUUACGUCCGUCGCCGAAUGUUUACACGCUAGCCAAACAGUUCAAUCUUGAUGUGUCAUUAUUCGAACGAUUGAUUAACAAUGAAAUGCCAUCGGUUCAAUUAUGUGAACAACAUCGUUCGCUUCCAAUCAUUUCGAAAUUGACACAUCAUUUUUAUAAUAUUCCCAUUCGUAAUCACGAAUCCGUUUUGAAUCGUUCGCCCAUUACCGGUGUAUGUCAUCCAUUGUAUUUCAUUAAUCAUUCCAAUCCAGAAGAAAAUGUUUCCGAGGGCGUAUCGAAAAGAAAUACAUUCGAGUGUAAUUAUAUCAUUCAAUUGGCGAACUAUUUAAUAAACCAAGGCUAUGACAAAAGUAACAUUACUAUUUUAACAACAUAUCUGGGUCAACGACAACUUAUAAGCAGAACUAUAGGUCAAAGUUUUAGUCAGUUGAAAGGCAUUCAGAUUACGGUCGUUGAUAAUUAUCAAGGUGAAGAAAAUCGAAUUAUUUUGCUGAGUUUGGUUCGAAGUAAUGUGGAAAAACGUCUGGGAUACUUGGCUGUCGAUAAUCGGAUAUGUGUGGCUUUAUCUCGUGCUCAAAAUGCUUUCUAUGUUAUCGGAAAUUUUCAUUUACUGGCUGAAAACAGUGCAACAUGGAAAGUCAUCGUCGACAAAGUCAAAGAAUCAAAACUCAUCGGAACAGGUCUUCCAAUCAAUUGUGCUAAUCAUUCAGACAAUCAAUUAGUAUGUGAAAAACCUAAUGAUUUUCUUAAACGACCACUUGGUGGUUGUGGUGUGAAAUGCGAGGUACGACUUGAAUGUGGCCACCAAUGCCCAUUAAGUUGUCAUAGUACAUCUCACAAAGGACUACGUUGUACAAAACCUUGUGCCAGGCAAUAUGAUGAUUGUGAUCAUCAAUGUAGCAAGAAAUGUCAUGCAGGUACAGAUUGCACGCCAUGUUGUGAAUUGAUUACAUUGAAGAUGCCGGAUUGUGAACAUACAACGGAUGUACCCUGUUGUAUGCGAAAAACGAAUAAACUUGCGUGCAACGUACUUGUUGCGUAUACUUGUCCUCUUGGUCACCAAGUGGAAGUCAAAUGUUGUGAUUUGAGAAAUCAGGAAUUAAGGGAUGAAUUAUGUACCCAUCCAUGUGAUUUCACUCUUGAAUGUGGUCAUCCGUGCAAGGGUUCGUGUACAACAUGUUAUCAUGGACGCUUUCAUCAUCCAUGUGAUCAAGAAGAGCUAAUUGUUUAUCUUUGUGGUCAUAGUCGUAAGCAACGUUGCCAUGAGCUUGGACCACGCUGCGAGUCACCCUAUAUCAAGCUGUGUGAUCAUCCAGAUCAACCAUCCGUAUCCGAUUCAAUGCUCGAAUGCUCUAUAUAUCAAUGUAUGCGCUACUGUCAGAAUAAAUGCAAACACCGACGCUGUUCACAAAGAUGCAAACUGGAAUGUGACUGUGAUCCGUGCAUGGAAAAGUGCUCGCGACGUUUCGAGUGCGAACAUUAUUGCAAUGGUGUUUGUGGAGAGCCUUGCAUUGAUUGUUUUUCUUGUCGGGAUAAGAAAUCUAAAAACGCCAUACGCGAUGCAAUUAAUGGAGAAAAAUUAAGAUAUGUUGCUUUUGUUCAACUCGAAUGUGGCCAUUUAUUUAAAGCAUCCGUACUUGACGAACAUGUGAGAAUCUUUGCAGAAAAACAAGCUCUCCCUAACGGAUUUUUUCGCAUUGACUAUCCUGGUUGUCCAACUUGUCAAUGGCCUUUGGUAAAAUGCAAACGAUACGCAAGUUUAAUUAAGAACAUUCACAAUAGAAUCGCCGAUAUUUUGGCAUCUGAAUCAACACUGACUGAGAAAGUAAGAUCCUCUGCGGAAGUUGAAGUGAUAUUAUUGGCUACAGCUCUUGAACUGCCCGAAUCGGUUAUUAGAAUUGUUAGGCAACUUAGAAAUCAUCCACGUCGUCGAAAACUCACAGAACUAUUUAUCAAUACAAUAGAUGUCUUCAAAAAUCUGAGUGGUACAGUGGGCGUCGACCGCGAUAAAUUUCUGAGAACUAUCUAUGCUCAUGUCGAGCAACACGAUUCGUUAUAUUUCACUCGGCAACAAUGGUUGGAUAUAGAAACUGAAUACAAACGUUUGCUAUCUAUUGAUCGUCAAGCAACGACAAACGAAUGCCCGAGUGUCUGUCCCAAUCAAUCACAAAGUGAAUCUGACGACAACGAUUUUUUUAAAUCCUUACUAACAACACUCAAAGCAACAAUGACUGAUAGAAAUUCACGGCAAUCAAUUCUAUCUGUUGACACAACAUGGAAUGACUUCGAAAAAGAUCGUCUCAUCUGUGACGGAAAAUGGGUCCUGUGCUCAAAACCCUCGAAUGGCCAUUUAAUAUGGGUGAAUAACAUGACCGAACAAUUCACAUGUAGUAUAUGUCACAAGAGUAGUGCUGAUCGAAUGCCUUCGUUUGGUACUCAUGGAAAUCGUAUUUUUCAUAAAGGUUAUGGACGCGGCCGGCGAUAA
Messenger RNA from Adineta ricciae, 5358 nucleotides. The record is from the annotation of a GenBank genome assembly. Lineage: Eukaryota; Metazoa; Rotifera; Eurotatoria; Adinetida; Adinetidae.